UUCAUUUUCAUACUCUUCUUGAAACUUACGGAACAUCAUGUCUUACUUUGGCUGUGGAUCUAGGCAAACUUCUUCCUCUCGCAAUAGUGGGACACCUCUUAAACUUUCUAGCUGUGGUAUAUAUGGGUCAGGUAGAGGAUCCAGCACAGGAAGCUUUAGUAGUGGGGUAGUUUGGGGCUCCAGAUCAGGAUGGAGUAAAACUGGUGGUGGUGGUUCCACUGGUAGUUGCUUCCAUAUCUACAACUCUAGUCCUUCUGGUGGUGAUGUUGGUCUUCUAGCUGGAGGAGACAAAGAAACCAUGCAGAAUUUAAAUGACCGCUUGGCUUCCUACCUGGCUAAAGUGCAUGCUUUGGAAGAGGCAAAUGGUGAUCUUGAGCAAAAAAUCAGAAAUUGGUAUCAGAAAUCUACAACACACAAAAAUGAAGGACUCCACAAUGAUAGCAAAUAUAAUUCUUCUAUUGAUGACCUUCGAAAUAAGAUCAUCGCAGCAAGUAUUCGGAAUGCCAGCAUGAUUCUGCAGAUAGAUAAUGCCAGACUAGCAGCUGAUGAUUUCAGAAUGAAAUAUGAAAAUGAGCUGUUCCUCCACCAGAAUGUGGAAGCAGACAUCAAUGGUCUUAAAAGAGUCCUGGAUGAAUUGAGUAUGUCUAAGAGUGACUUGGAAAUACAGAUUGAAAGCCUAAUUGAAGAGCUGGCUUUCCUCAAAAGGAACCAUGAAGAGGAAAUGAAGAAUUGGCAAGGCACAGUUGCUGGAGAUAUAAAUGUUGAAAUAAAUGCAGCACCAGGAGUGGACCUGACUGCAAUUCUGAACAAGAUGAGAACAGAGUAUGAAGCUUUAGCAGAACAGAAUCGCAAAGAUGCUGAAACUUGGUUCAUUGAAAAGAGUAAAGAAUUAAAUAUGACAAUCAACGUGAGUGCCAAAGAAACCACUACUAACAAAAAAGAAAUUGCAGACCUGAGACAUACUCUUCAGAGUUUGGAGAUUGACCUGAAAACCCAGCUUUCUUUGAGGCAAUCCCUUGAAAGCACCCUUACAGAGACAGAAGGCCAAUAUUGUGCCCAACUCUUGCAAAUACAAGGGACGAUUAGCAAUGUGGAGAACCAAGUACAACAAAUCAGAGAAGACAUGGAGUGUCAGAAUGCAGAUUACAGGUGUCUCCUGGACAUCAAGAUCGGUCUUGAGAAUGAGAUUGAAACUUAUCGACACCUAAUUGAUGGAGAAGCAUCAGGAAAAGGAAUGAAGGAACUAUCAGACAAAAGAGGUAAAUCUAUACAAAGAAGUAGCAAAGAUCUGGGAUCACAAAAUCUGGGAUCUGAAAAAGGUUCAGGAUUAAGAGCUUCAGGCUCUGAUAACAGAAGCGCAAAGACUGGCACAGAGACCAGUACUAGAAAAAGUGAAGCCAGAAAUGUUGAAUCCACUACCAAAGAUAAAGAGAUAAAGAAAACCAGAGUCAUUAAAACAAUAAUUGAAGAAUUAGAUGAAUAUGGAAGAGUGACUUCCUCCAAAGUCCAGUCUGUUGAAGAAACUAAGGGAUAAAAAAAUAUAUAGCAACUUUUUUUUCAAAGGCAUUCUUGGCUUUAGGUGAUGCUGCAAGCAGAAGAAACAUACAUUUAUAUUAGCAGAAUUAUAUCACAAUAGAACUGUUUCCU
This is a messenger RNA of Notechis scutatus (mainland tiger snake), 1647 nucleotides long. Its product is annotated as keratin, type I cytoskeletal 12-like. The record is from RefSeq and is a predicted model, not a curated record. Gene Ontology annotation, molecular function: structural molecule activity. Lineage: Eukaryota; Metazoa; Chordata; Lepidosauria; Squamata; Elapidae. Gene Ontology annotation, biological process: intermediate filament organization; epithelial cell differentiation. Gene Ontology annotation, cellular component: cytoskeleton.